AUGGAGCCACGUAAUGAAAAGGAGAGACUUGAAUCAGGAUGUGGAGCCGUUCUGCAAGGGAUGGCUGGGAAGAAAGUUGUUGUGGAGCUUCGUGGUGAUAAUUAUGUGAUUGGAAUACUGGAACGCUGCGACUCAAAUCUCAAUUUAUAUCUGAAAACGGUGACGGUGAUUCGUGAUUCGCAGAAAACUGAAGAGGAGACGUAUUUUGUGAAGGGAAAGCAUAUAAGAUUUGUCCAUUUCGAGCAUACUGUCCAUCCGACAGCCGCAAUUCGUCGUUGCAUUCAAGGAAAACAAGCCGUAGAUCAGAAGAAAAAUCGGCGUCUCGAUCAGAAGCAGUACGAUACUGGCAAGAAGAUUAUUGAAGAAUGA
Caenorhabditis remanei is the source of this 369-nucleotide messenger RNA. RefSeq lists its product as uncharacterized. Gene Ontology annotation, biological process: mRNA 3'-end processing by stem-loop binding and cleavage. Gene Ontology annotation, cellular component: cytoplasmic U snRNP body; nuclear body. NCBI's taxonomy places the organism in Eukaryota, Metazoa, Nematoda, Chromadorea, Rhabditida, Rhabditidae. The record is from RefSeq and is a predicted model, not a curated record. The transcript has 3 exons. Bases 1 to 369 code for a protein of 122 amino acids. Gene Ontology annotation, molecular function: U7 snRNA binding; histone pre-mRNA DCP binding.